Syngnathoides biaculeatus (alligator pipefish) is the source of this 1785-nucleotide messenger RNA. RefSeq names its product interactor of HORMAD1 protein 1. The coding region runs from base 157 to 1404 and encodes 415 amino acids. Gene Ontology annotation, cellular component: condensed nuclear chromosome. The transcript is spliced from 10 exons. Gene Ontology annotation, biological process: homologous chromosome pairing at meiosis; DNA recombination; meiotic DNA double-strand break formation. Lineage: Eukaryota; Metazoa; Chordata; Actinopteri; Syngnathiformes; Syngnathidae. The record is from RefSeq and is a predicted model, not a curated record.
CGGGCGACGGAGGCCCUCGGGGCGGGCAAGCAGAGGUCGCGGCACGCGGCACUCCUCGCUCUCCUGGUAGAAGCUAGACCAGUCCUCGUCUGCAAUCCGCAUGCUGUGAUCCAAGUCGUCCAUUCUGACACCUCACAUGCUUUCCUGGGAGUAGAAAUGACAACACGAAGAGGCUGCAAGGGGGAACUCGAGUGGAAAAGUUGGAGGAGGCUUGUUGAAGUACUGUUUCUAAAGUCAAGGAGCAGCGAAAAGAAUGAAUCACACGGUGAGCAACAAAGAAUUGCUGAACACACCAUUAACAGGAUGCAGUUUUGGCGAGAGCAUUCGCAAAGCCUUUCUCAGGAUGUGAGUUUGUCAUCCAGAAACUCCCAGCAAAGUUCACAAGAGUGUAGUGACGCAAAGGUUUCAAGCAAUUAUCAGUCCAAACCUCUCCUGUUUGGAGACCAAAAGAACAAACAAACAAUUUUGGAUUCAUUUGAGGAGGCAAAGAAAAAAGCAAAAGAAAAAAGUGAGAGUGAUCGGUUUGCAAAAGACUGCCUUCAAAUUCACGAAACCCUGACCAAAAUACACAAAAUCGUUGCAAAGACCGAAGAAAACGCAUCUCUUUGCCAAACUGUCCUCCAAAAGUUAAGCGUUUUCUCUUCAACAUUGGAAAAUGUAAGCAGUGUGCAGAGUGACAUUUCAGAGCAGUUUAAAACGUUAUUGAACACAGUGAACUCCCACAAAGAGAUGAUGGCAGAAUUGGGGGAGCGGGUCCAAAAGAACGGAGACAGCGGCGCAGAAUUGGCUGCAAAUAUUCAAAAGGAUGUGAGUUGUCUGAGACGGGAGCAAGAGGAAGCCAGUUCGAAGCAAGAAAGGAUGCUCGAGGAGGCCUUGCAGAUGCUGAAUGGCAUUAUUUCAGAGCACUCAGGUAAGCUCUGUUCUGUUAAAGUAACCGACAAAGCCAUGCAGACAUCACCAGGACAGGACAAGGGGACCCAAACGGCGCAGAAUUCCCCGACACCAGAUAGCCAACUUCCCGAUCUGGAUUGCGUUGUUAGAAUGAAAAAGAAGAAAUGUACAAGCAGAUACAGAAGAAGACCCCUGGUCCGACGCAUAUCGAAUCACAUCGUCGUGAAUGAAAACAGUCAACCGGUCAUCGACUGCAGCGAACAGCUAAAUGUUUCGAGACCUGUCAGACAGACUCCUGACCUGAGUAAACUAAGCGUCGGUGGUCCGGAGAGUUCAGUACAGUCGAAGACAAAGGGCAGACCCAGCGAAACGACCGGAUGUUUUAUCACACCCCUCAGCUGCUGGUCCCAAGCCAAUAACAGGUUGGAAAGCCCCCCAAGAGUCAAUUGCAGCUCGCCGAUAGUGCUGCAUGACUCCAGUCCUACUGAUGCCCUGUGGCAGCUGUUUUUGUAGAAAAUGGGUCGGCGAAGUUUAUUAUUCAUCCGUGUGUCAAAACAAAGCCAUUUGGGUAUCAUUUAUUUGGUCGGAUAAAGAUGUUGACGGAAGUAAUUGCCGAUACUAAAUGCACACAUGACAUUUCCCUAAAAACGCGCAUAUAGUUUAUUAUAAAUGCCCUAUUUUUGAGGAAGAAGUAACAAGUUUAGCUUCUCUGCUCACAUUGGAGUCUAACUUAUUUUGUAUUCUUGCAGUUGACUCGCCUGUUCAAAAUAAAGCGUCAGUCGCAUAUUUGAUGUACAUUCUAAAAGUUAGGGUGAACAGUGACUACCGGUAUUGUUUGUGCUGAAUAUCAGCAAAUAUCAGUUUUCAUGAAUCAUUGACACGUCUCCAAAAUAA